AUGCAGUCCGCCGACAAUGCGCCCCCUAACGACCCUCUCGCGUCGCUGUCCAUGGCCAACCCCACCAUGAAGCCCCUACCCUCCAAGCAACGGGGACAACCGCUUAUUCUCGACUCCCGUCCUCUCUCCCAACCCGAAGCCCAGCCGACCACCCCUAUUCGCGAACGACGAACGAACCCGUCGGCUGCCUCCCUCUUCAGGUCAACACUUACACCACCGGGAUCCCGCUCCGGGUCACCAGCACCCAUGGGUUCCCCAGCCCGCAGCCUGACCGGCUCCGUCUUUGGUAGCGGAGGAUUUAAGCAAUCUCUCCUCGACACCGCGGCCGCCGAGAACCCCGGGGAUCCUCUCAACCUCAUCCUCAAGAGCUUCGUCCCUCACAUCGCCAUCCACGACUCGGAAGAUGUUGAACAUUUGGUUAAAGAGAAGGGCUUCAAAGGAGGUCUGUUCGAGCUGCUCCGUCCGUUCGGAGAGCGCGUUCAGGGGAGGGUUACCAUCAGGGAUAGCAACGGGGCAGCACGAACAUGGGAUGACUUCUCAGUCCGCUUCACAAAGUUCGGGGAAGCCAUCGAAGAUCCAGAUACGCUACCAGAUCCACGAUCACUAAGGGGACCUCCGCCUAACGGACAACCACCGGGACAAUACAGCAUGCCGAGGAAGAAGACGAGCUUGGUUCAGCAGGUGGAACAAGUGGUUGAGAAGCAUUUGGGCUUUGCAGAGGAGGCAAGCAUGGGGCCAGCAACACCUACGACGCCCACCAGGCAAGGUCUCGACACCGACGCUACGUCACCAUAUUAUGCCCUUUACCUCCGACGACUACUCUCCGGCAUUCCCAUGGCGUCACACGAAACAUUCUCCCACCCGGUAGCAUGCGUAAUAGCCAUCAGCUCCCGACACCCAGCGCCCAUCGAAGCCCUCAGGCAACUCUACAGCGAAACCACACCGGCGGAGCAAAGGAUACCACCAUGGGUUGACGGCGAUUUCCUGCGCUACUACGUGCUAGUACACGACGAAGAGCGCAGCGACAUCACCAAGUCCAUGCAACUCUUCGACCAAAUGAAGCGCCACUUCGGGCUACACUGCCACUUGCUCCGCAUCCGCUCCUCCCAAUCCGCCGAGACCGACGACGAUAGCAUCCCCCUGCCCCGAUCAGACUGGAUGUCUGCUUCCGAAGAGCUCGCCGACAUCGAACGGUCCGAGCAACUCCAAGACUCGUUCGACGACGACCCGCACCUCUUCAACCGCUACAUCUUCGAAUCCGACGCCACCGCCAUCCGCACUUUCAUCCGCGAAAUGGUCAUCCAGAGCAUAAUACCGACCAUGGAGCGCAACGUUUCGCUCUGGAACGACCAAGUCGCCUCCCGCCGCCGGGGCAUCUCCGGGCGCUUCAUGUCUUUAUCAAAACGCUUUACAAUGUUCGGCUCCAGCUCCUCCUCCUCAUCCACCUCCCGCAACUCCUCCAGUAGUAAUUCAUCCAACGGCUUCGAAACCCUAGGUUACUACCGCCCCGACACCCCCGAAGCCAUCAUGCGCCGCCUGGCCGACUUCGCAUUCAUGCUUCGUGACUGGAAGCUCGCCAUGUCCACCUACGACUUACUGCGAACAGAUUUCCAAAACGACAAAGCAUGGAAAUACCACGCUUCAGCAAACGAGAUGGCCGCCUUGUCUCUGCUUAUCAUGCCGCAGAAUAUGUCUUCAAAAAACAGAGUCGAGAUCAUCAACCCCAUGGUCGAACAGGCUCUGUAUUCUUACCACACGCGCUGCUCUUCGCUGUACGGGGCCGUUCGGUCUACCCUUUUGUCGCUGGAACUCUUGAGGUUAAGAGGCGGGACAGGGAUAGACGAGUCCGUCCGGUGGGGCACCCGUCUCUUGGAGAUGCGGCUGUUCGGUCCCAUUGGCGACGCCUUGCUUAGGGAGCGGUUGGCUGUUUGUUAUGCUUCCAAGCGCGGAACGGGGUCUCAGCUCUGGGGAAGCAGGAGGCGGAAAUCGGCGAUGUGGAGCGUUUUGGCUGCGCAGGCGUGGGUGAGCAUGGGCAAGUAUCUUCAAGCCCAGAAAUGUCUGGCGGAUGCGAGGAGGAUGUACUCUUUGCUGCCGAGCGAGUGGGGUGUGCAAGGGUUUAAUGGGGCGAGCGAGCUUUUGGCGGGACUGAAUGAGGCUGUGAGAGAAGGGUUGAGGGUGACGAGGGAGUAUGCUGAGGCGCUGGAGGCUGAGGGGGGACAUUCUCAUUCUCAGGGCGGUGGAAAUAAUGAGGGAGAGGGAAUGGGGUUGGGAUUGCAGUUUGAUGAAAGCAGUAACCUUACUAUCCGACCCAAGCCUGACGCAUCAGCUACAGGCACCAGCACAGGGACACAGGAAGUGCUAGUGGACGUGGACGUGGAACAAGACGGGUUUAACGGACAGUCUGCCUCUUCGCAAUCACAAGAAUCACAAGGGCCGCCACAAAUACCCACACCCACCGCAUCUUCAUCAUCGGCACACUCACCGGAAAUAACCCGGGACUCCGAACCCACCCCACAACAAUCAGGAGGCUUCGAAGACGCUACUCCCAGCAGUGGUCCCAGCAGCGGAAACAGCCCCACCCGCCCACGAAAAGCAAGUAUGGCCGUUCGAACCUCGAAGGCAUUAUCGGCUGCGGAUCUAGAACAAGCUGGUCUAGGUCCAGGGCCGCUGUCACCGUUGAUGCCGGCUAGGUUGGCUAGUGGGAGCGGGAGUGUGAGUGGAAGGGGGGAUGAAAGCAAGAGUAGUAGUAGUAGUAGAGAUGGGAAGGAUGGUAGCGGGUUUCAUUAA
Messenger RNA from Sordaria macrospora k-hell, 2787 nucleotides. RefSeq lists its product as uncharacterized. Gene Ontology annotation, cellular component: TRAPPIII protein complex. Lineage: Eukaryota; Fungi; Ascomycota; Sordariomycetes; Sordariales; Sordariaceae. The record is from RefSeq and is a predicted model, not a curated record.